Molecule: messenger RNA, 2072 nt
Organism: Polistes canadensis
Lineage: Eukaryota; Metazoa; Arthropoda; Insecta; Hymenoptera; Vespidae
Product: ATP-binding cassette sub-family G member 1-like
Exons: 9
Cellular component (GO): plasma membrane
Molecular function (GO): ATP hydrolysis activity; ABC-type transporter activity; ATP binding
Source: RefSeq, a predicted model, not a curated record
GUUAAUAAAAUCGUGGAAAAUCUUGGAUUAACCAAAUGCCUUGAAACACCUGUAGAAAAAUUAAGUGGCGGUGAAAAGAAAAGACUUUCGAUUGGUAUUGAAAUUGUUACAAAACCAGCUGUUUUACUUUUAGACGAACCAACUAGCGGUCUCGAUAGUUCAUCAUCUAAUCAGAUCAUCAACAUGUUGCACUCGAUGUCAAAUUCAGAAUGUACGGUAGCCUGUGCUGUUCAUCAACCAAGCAGUCAAAUGAUUUCACAAUUCGAUACCAUGAUAGUUAUGAAUCAAGGUACAACUGUAUAUUGCGGACCUCGUGAAAAUGUUUUGGACACUUUCAAGGACGCUGGAUACGUUUGUCCAGAUUUUUAUAAUAUAGCUGAAUUCGUUCUCGAAGUUGUGACUGAUCAACGUGGGGGAGAUUUGAAUAAUCUUAAAAAAAUCAAUUCGGAUAAAUACAAUGAACGUAAAUCGAAAAAUGUAUUGUACAAUACGAGUGGUGAUACAACUGAUACCAUUGUAAAUACGGAAUUAUCGGAAAUUUAUGAGAAAAAUAAUUUAACAAAUGAUAAAUAUCGUGAACAAUCCAUGUGGCAACAAUUACAAAUUUUAUUAUUACGGUCUUUUAUAUGUAUAAUACGUGACAAUACUAUGACAAAACUAAGACUGGCCGUGCACAUAAUAAUCGCACUUUUAUUGGGCUCUAUAUUUUAUGAUUUUGGUAAUGACGAUGAUAAAGUUAGAAGUAAUAUUUCUUGCAUCUUUUUCUUUUUACUAUUUUUAUUUUUCGCCAACUCCAUGCCAGUUGUACAGAUAUUUCCUACCGAGGCAUCGGUAUUCUAUCGAGAACAUUUAAAUAAUUGGUAUCAAUUAAUGCCUUAUUAUAUAUCAAAAAUAAUCUCAGAUUUACCUUUACAGUUACUCUGUCCUACUUUUUUUUUUGCUAUAGCAUAUUAUCUAACCGGUCAACCAAUGGAAUGGAAUAGUUUUAUGAAAACUGGGUUAAUUUGUAUCCUGCAUACUAUUCUUGCUCAAUCAGUUGGAAUAGCAGUAGGUGCAGCAUUUAAUACUGAUAUCGGAACUUUCCUUAUUCCUGCAUUGAGCAUACCGAUGUUCCUAUUCGCAGGUUUUUUUUUAAAAAUCAAUGAAAUUGCAUGGUUUUAUCAACCAUUAUGUUCAAUCAGUUUCUUCAGGUAUGCAUUCGAAGGUAUCAUGCAAAGCAUUUACAGUCUUGAUAAAGAAUCUUGCAUGGAAAUAUAUUGUCGUUGGGAAUUAUCGGAAAAAAUUGUAUCAGUAAUGGGCAUGAGAUUGGUCAAGUUUCAAACUGUCAUCAUUGUUUUAAUUGCAUGGAUUUGUUCUCUACACGUUAUUAUAUAUUGCACGUUGCGAUGGAAAUUACAUUGCGUUAGAAAAUAAUUGUUUUGUUUGUUUUUAUCUCUCUUCUCGGUAUAAAUAAGUAGGCUUGUAGAUAAAAACAUACAUUUACAAGAAGUACUUAAAUAGAUAGUGUUGCUAAUGGUAAACAAAAGGUAUUCGAUAAUAUAUAUUUAAAAUAGAGAAAGAUAGAUAGAGAGAGAGAGAAAAUAAAGAAGGAAUAAUUUAUUUUCACAACGAAAAGAAACAUAUGAAAUGUUUUUAAAUAAAAUAUAUAUAUAUAUAUGUUGACAUCUCGUUACCGUAACGUAUAGUUGAAAAGUAAACGUUACUGGGACCAAUUAUUACAACUAAUUAUAGUAACUAUUAACUCUAAGACUUUAUUUCUUUUUUUAUACAAGAGUGCUUUUUAUUUUUUAUUACAAUCGUUAUAUUUUAUUCUUUUUUUUUUAUAAGGAGUAUCACAUGUUAUCCUAUUCAGAGCAAUAUAGUUUUUGUAAAAUCAUUUAAUAGUAAAACAGUUUGAGGGGGGAUCAAUUUUAAAUAUUCGGAUAUAUAUAUAUAUAUAUAUGUAUAUAUAUUAAAAUAAAAGACAGACGACUAUAUGUACAAAGUCAAUUAAUAACUUUUGUGCUAAAGAGUAAUUACAUAAUGUUAUAUUUCUUAAAUGGGAAGAAGAUGGUUUAUAUUUUGUUACUAUU